UACCUUUGUAGGGGUUAAGAAAGAGGGGGAGGAAGUAAAAACAUGUCCAUUCGACGUCUAUAAAAGGAGAGGUUAGAGGGGCUUGAAAGAAGCCUCGUCUUAAUUAUCUCUGCACACACUCUCUUGAUCUCUGGCCCUUUUCUUGGGAUAGGCAAGGUCUCAUUGAAUGGCCUUUACCUUCAUUUCUCUUCCUCUUCUUCUUCCAUAUUGAGUUUUAUACAUAAUCUUGUUACCAAAAACCGAUUGAGAGAGAGGGAGAGAUUUUUGGCUCUGCGCUGUGGUUUCCGGGGGCUAGAGUGGAAAGAUGGCAAAGGCCUUUAGUCUCGAGGAGAUCAAGAAUGAGAACGUUGAUCUAGAAAAGAUUCCGGUUGAGGAAGUGUUUGAGCAAUUGAAAUGUACAAAAGCAGGUUUGACCUCGGAGGAAGGAGCCAACCGGCUUCAAAUCUUUGGCCCCAACAAAUUGGAAGAGAAAAAGGAAAGCAAAUUUCUCAAGUUCUUGGGGUUCAUGUGGAAUCCUCUAUCAUGGGUUAUGGAAGCUGCAGCUAUUAUGGCAAUUGCAUUGGCGAAUGGCGAUGGAAGGCCCCCAGAUUGGCAAGACUUUGUUGGUAUCGUCUGCUUGCUUGUGAUCAACUCUACCAUUAGUUUCAUUGAAGAAAACAAUGCGGGAAAUGCUGCUGCUGCACUUAUGGCUGGCCUGGCUCCUAAAACCAAGGUUCUUAGGGAUGGAAAGUGGAAUGAGGAGGAUGCUGCAAUUCUGGUUCCCGGAGACAUCAUUAGUGUCAAAUUGGGAGAUAUCAUUCCUGCUGAUGCCCGUCUCCUUGAGGGUGAUCCUUUAAAGGUUGAUCAAUCUGCUCUCACCGGGGAGUCACUUCCAGUAACUAAGCAUCCAGGCGAUGAAGUUUUCUCAGGCUCCACUUGUAAACAAGGAGAGAUUGAGGCUGUUGUUAUUGCUACUGGUGUUCACACCUUCUUCGGAAAGGCUGCGCAUCUGGUGGACAACACCAACCAAGUUGGCCACUUCCAAAAGGUUCUUACUGCUAUUGGGAACUUCUGUAUUUGUUCCAUAGCAGUUGGAAUGGUUAUUGAGAUCAUAGUCAUGUACCCGAUUCAGCACCGCAAGUACAGAGAUGGAAUUGACAAUCUUUUGGUUCUCUUGAUUGGAGGCAUCCCCAUUGCUAUGCCAACGGUCUUGUCGGUGACGAUGGCUAUUGGAUCCCACAAGCUGUCCCAACAAGGUGCCAUCACUAAGCGUAUGACUGCCAUUGAAGAGAUGGCAGGUAUGGAUGUACUCUGCAGUGACAAAACUGGGACUCUAACCCUCAACAAACUGAGCAUUGACAAAAACUUGAUUGAGGUUUUUGCAAAGGGUGUGGAAAAAGAUUAUGUCAUCCUGCUUGCUGCCAGGGCCUCUAGAGUUGAAAAUCAAGAUGCCAUUGAUGCUGCCAUGGUUGGAAUGCUUGCUGAUCCAAAGGAGGCAAGGGCUGGUAUAAGAGAGGUGCACUUCCUUCCAUUCAAUCCUGUGGACAAGAGGACUGCUUUAACCUACAUUGAUGCUGCUGGAAACUGGCAUAGAGCAAGUAAAGGUGCCCCUGAGCAGAUCCUCGCCCUAUGCAAUUGCAGGGAAGAUGUUAAGAAGAAGGUUCAUUCUUGUAUUGAUAAGUUUGCUGAAAGAGGGCUUCGGUCAUUGGCUGUUGCUAGACAGCAAGUGCCUGAGAAAAGUAAGGAAAGUCCGGGUGGUCCAUGGGAGUUUGUUGGCUUGUUGAACCUCUUCGAUCCUCCAAGACAUGACAGUGCUGAGACCAUCCGUAGAGCUCUCAAUCUCGGCGUAAAUGUCAAGAUGAUUACUGGUGAUCAGCUUGCUAUUGCAAAGGAGACAGGACGAAGGCUUGGAAUGGGAACAAACAUGUACCCUUCAGCUUCUUUACUUGGUCAGGAUAAGGAUGCAAGCAUAGCUACUCUUCCUGUUGAAGAGUUGAUUGAGAGGGCAGAUGGGUUUGCUGGCGUGUUUCCAGGUGGGUGCUUUCGUUAUGCCACCUAUGACAAAAAUAUUCGGCACCCGUGGGUGUCGAUUCGGUUAGAUAGAUUAUUUGAUCUAACUAAAUCCAUUUUCUUUAUAGAGCACAAAUAUGAAAUCGUGAAGAAAUUGCAAGAAAGGAAGCACAUUGUCGGAAUGACUGGUGAUGGUGUUAAUGAUGCACCUGCAUUGAAGAAGGCAGAUAUUGGAAUUGCUGUUGCUGAUGCUACAGAUGCUGCAAGAAGUGCGUCUGACAUUGUUCUAACAGAGCCUGGAUUGAGUGUCAUUAUAAGUGCUGUGCUGACCAGUAGAGCUAUUUUCCAAAGGAUGAAGAACUACACUAUCUAUGCAGUUUCCAUCACAAUCCGUAUUGUGUUUGGGUUCAUGCUUAUUGCUCUGAUAUGGAAAUACGACUUCUCUCCUUUCAUGGUUUUGAUUAUUGCCAUCCUAAAUGAUGGUACAAUUAUGACGAUCUCAAAGGAUAGAGUUAAGCCAUCACCCUUACCUGAUAGCUGGAAACUAAAAGAGAUAUUUGCCACUGGAAUCGUACUUGGUGGUUACCUGGCAUUGAUGACUGUGAUAUUCUUCUGGGCAGUGCAUGAUACUGAUUUCUUUUCGGAAAAAUUUGGUGUCAGAUCGUUAAGGAAAAAUGAUGAAGAAAUGAUGGGUGCUUUAUACCUUCAAGUUAGUAUUGUGAGCCAAGCUCUCAUUUUCGUGACUCGUUCUCGCAGCUGGUCCUUUAUUGAACGACCUGGUCUGCUACUGGUGUCUGCUUUCAUGAUUGCACAGCUGGUUGCAACUGUGAUUGCCGUUUAUGCCAACUGGGGUUUUGCAAGGAUCAAGGGAAUUGGCUGGGGUUGGGCUGGUGUCAUCUGGAUUUACAGUAUUGUUUUCUAUUUCCCACUUGAUAUUAUGAAGUUUGCCAUCCGCUACAUCCUAAGUGGAAAGGCUUGGCUCAAUUUGCUAGAGAACAAGACCGCCUUUACCACGAAGAAAGAUUAUGGUAAAGAGGAGAGAGAAGCUCAAUGGGCUCUUGCACAAAGGACCUUGCAUGGGCUUCAACCACCAGAGACUGCUGGUGUCUUCAAUGAAAAGAGCGGCUAUAGGGAGUUGUCUGAAAUCGCUGAGCAGGCUAAGAGACGAGCAGAGGUUGCAAGGCUCCGGGAGCUUCACACACUUAAGGGGCAUGUUGAAUCGGUUGUUAAACUCAAGGGUUUGGAUAUCGAUACCAUCCAGCAACAUUAUACAGUGUAAAAAUCCUGAAAUAACUUCGCUACCUGAGAAGGAAAGGCCUGAAGUUCAAUGACAAACCCUCGAGAAAAGCAGAUAUAGACCUGAAUAGUUGAGAACUUCUCUAGACGGGGGAGAAAUGCUAUUUAUAUAAUUCUAGUAUCUUGUACUUUUUGUUUUUGUGUUUUCAACUCUGGAAGAAAAAGGGCACUGUUCCCCUACUUAUUGCUCCAUGAAGAGCCUUGUAAUGCCACCUUGUCCCAGUUUUUUCAAGGUUAAUCUUAUUUUUCUUCUGCUUAAUAA
Molecule: messenger RNA, 3547 nt
Organism: Populus nigra (black poplar)
Lineage: Eukaryota; Viridiplantae; Streptophyta; Magnoliopsida; Malpighiales; Salicaceae
Product: plasma membrane ATPase 4-like
Exons: 15
Coding region: 305-3268 (987 amino acids)
Biological process (GO): proton export across plasma membrane; regulation of intracellular pH
Cellular component (GO): plasma membrane
Molecular function (GO): ATP hydrolysis activity; P-type proton-exporting transporter activity; ATP binding
Source: RefSeq, a predicted model, not a curated record